Molecule: messenger RNA, 1553 nt
Organism: Branchiostoma floridae (Florida lancelet)
Lineage: Eukaryota; Metazoa; Chordata; Leptocardii; Amphioxiformes; Branchiostomatidae
Product: C-Jun-amino-terminal kinase-interacting protein 1-like
Exons: 13
Coding region: 22-1506 (494 amino acids)
Biological process (GO): regulation of JNK cascade
Cellular component (GO): cytoplasm
Molecular function (GO): protein binding
Source: RefSeq, a predicted model, not a curated record
UUUGUUCCAAUAAUAUAAUGAAUGAUGGGUGAAAGAAAAAGAGACACGGACUUUCCCAGAGCAGAAAUAUCAUCUUCAAACCCUUCAAGAGCGAAAAAUUUAUACAGAUUAUCUAAAGUGAGUCUAGAUGAGUCAGCUACAGAGUUCUCCUCCCUGGAUAACUGGGAGUCUGACAGGCCCAGUCUGGUACAGAGGACAAGCUUCUCCAACAUCUCAUUUAAAGGAGAAGACAAGACGACAGAUGAGAUCGGUGCCCAGAUGAGUCAGAUAGACGAGGGCCACAUCCAGCUGGACCUACAGGAUUUCCCAGACACACAGGGACAGGAGGGGAGACGGACUUUCAACGCCUUCGCUGAGGCAAGGCAAGAGGAUCAGGAAGUUCGUCAGCCUCCAGUCAGAAGAAGAAGCAGCCACGGGUCCAGACGGGGCAGGAAGCUGCCGGAAAUCCCUGCAACUAGAAGACGUUCUCCCGCACCUGUCCCCCCCAUGGUGGUGGGCAGUUUUCCAGACUCGGAGACAGAAACAGACUCGGCGCCCGGCAGCAGGCUCCUAGACGAGGCCCAGAUCCCCAGCACAGCCUUCAGCAGCACUAGCCUGGAGUCCAAGCCGUUCCUGAGGCCCCAGAACCCGUUCCUGGAGGACGCAGCCUCCCCUGCAGGCAGUCAGGAUGAGGAUACAGAGGAGGAGGUGGAUCCCAUACUGAUGGUGGGAGCCUACACAGAAGGAAACAGCACAUUCUAUGACUCAGAGGAGCCCGACCCUGCAGUACCCAGUAUUGUCGUUAGGGGGAAGAAACGGGAACAGACUCACAGGGCCAUGUACCGCUUCAUUCCAAGACACCAGGAUGAGCUGGCCCUGAACGUGGCAGACCCCCUGUAUGUGGAGAGAGAGGCGGAGGACCUGUGGUUCGAGGGGUGGAACAUUCGCACGGAGAAGUACGGAGUCUUUCCCAGCGCGUACGCCUACGAGGCCGGACCUGAACAGGAGGAAAUUGGUUUUAGUGGAAAGGUGCAUGUAGACAGAUAUACCCUGAAGUUCCUGGGGUCAGUAGAAGUGCCGUAUCACAAGGGUAACGAUGUGCUGUGUCAGGCUAUGGAGAAGGUAGUGAAGGCCCGCAGGAUGACGUUACACACCAAACCCCCGCAGGUGUGUGCUGUGGACAUCAGUGAUAAGGGCAUCAAGAUGGUGGAGAACUCAAAUGGUCAGAGGAAGGAGAGUGUGAAAUGGGGAAAGCUGUUUGGUGGCAGUAAAAAACUUGCAAACAAUGAAGGACAAAACUACUUCUUUGCUCUGAAAAAUAUUUCCUUCUGUGGCUAUCAUCCCAGGAACAACAGAUAUUUUGGGUUCAUCACGAAGCACCCCGCAGAGCGCAGGUUUGCCUGCCAUGUACUGGUGUCAGAGGACUCCACACGGCCGGUAGCAGAGGCACUCGGGAGAGCCUUUAGAAAAUUCUAUGCUGAAUACAUGGACUACACCCACCCAACAGAGGACAUCUACAUGGAAUAAAUGCUAAACAUGGACAUUGUCCAUGGCACAUGACAUUAUGAAACUGG